AUGGCUGACGAGGAGCAGCAAGAGGUGCGACAGGACCAGCAGGAGCAGCAGCAGCAGCAGCAGGAUGCUGGAGGGGAAGGCAAGCAGGUGAAGAGCAAGAGCAAGAAGAACAAGAAGAACAAGAAGAACAAGCAAGACAAGCAGCAGGCAGAGACGGCGGAAGUGGAGACGUCCACAGACCAGGUUGAUCUGCAGGACGACAAUGACGAUGGCAAUGACGACGACGGCGAUGACAAUGCGCAAAGCGGGAACACCGGGGGUAAAACCAGUGGAAACGACGACGCACAGCCUGCUGAUGACGACGAUGGUGACAUGCCUUUGCCAGAAGCAGACACACGCGCCCAGGGCGGAGAAGCAUCUGCCGAAGACCAGGAGCAGUCGCAGCGCAAGCCGCCACAAGUCGUGCAGUCCAUCUCGUCGUGGUGGUCGAAAAAGGCCAAGCCCAACCUGAUGCACCUGAAAGAUGACGUGUCACGUGAACUGACCGACAGCGGGCGCAAGCUGCGCAUCCUCCGGCAGCGUUUCAACGAGUCGCUUGGCUACGGCGACCGCACCGUCGACCUUGAGCUUCAGCCGCGCAUCGAAAUGCUUCUGAAGCGGCAGAAGCAGUACCACGCAAUGGCCGAGCAUGUGCGCCAUCUCAUUGCCACCGUACGCGAGGCAGCGAAGGUGCAGGCUGGCCUGGGCAGCUGCAUGGCUGCCAUCGCCGAUCUGGAGACAGACCUCGCACCACACUUCUCCUCCGCCAGCCGCAUGCAGGACAGCAUGUCUGGGCAGGCGGGCCCGCUGGUGGAGGCGCUCGAGUUCUUCCGCACACAGACGCUUGGUGUGGCGGAUGGGCUGGCCGGAAAUGCCCUGCACCUCAUCCAGCAACACAACAGCGCCCGCUUGGAGUACGACGCAUUCCGUUCGGCGUAUGAGAAAGCAAAGGCGCAGCACUCCCCGCGCACGCCCGUGGCCGAGCAGAAGUUCCUCGAGUCGUACACGCGUCUUGAUUCCCUCCGCGCUGACGUCGUUGCCGCCCUCGACCAGUUCGACUCCCAGCGGUGCGAGGUGAUGCGUUCGCAGCUGCAGGCGCUGAUGACAGCUGUUGGGGCGUUUAUGAGCGGCAACGAUGCCGCCGUCAGCACCGCCCUCGCAGAAUGCAAGCAGCACCCGGCCCCCGCUACGCCCGCACAAGGGGCAGGCGAUGACACAGAGGCACCCGCGCAGCAACAAGACGCCAACAGCAGCAGCGAGUGA
This is a messenger RNA of Salpingoeca rosetta, 1242 nucleotides long. RefSeq lists its product as uncharacterized. The transcript has 7 exons. Gene Ontology annotation, cellular component: trans-Golgi network membrane. Gene Ontology annotation, molecular function: protein domain specific binding; phospholipid binding. Lineage: Eukaryota; Choanoflagellata; Craspedida; Salpingoecidae. Bases 1 to 1242 code for a protein of 413 amino acids. The record is from RefSeq and is a predicted model, not a curated record.